Molecule: messenger RNA, 2159 nt
Organism: Leptomonas pyrrhocoris
Lineage: Eukaryota; Euglenozoa; Kinetoplastea; Trypanosomatida; Trypanosomatidae
Product: putative arginyl-tRNA synthetase
Exons: 1
Coding region: 78-2159 (693 amino acids)
Biological process (GO): arginyl-tRNA aminoacylation
Cellular component (GO): cytoplasm
Molecular function (GO): arginine-tRNA ligase activity; ATP binding
Source: RefSeq, a predicted model, not a curated record
AGCCAUUCGUUGCGAGUACUCCUCAUCAUAAGCAAUCCCAAGGUUUUUUUUCCCACUCUGUUGUUUGACGCAGAAUCAUGCCCGCAGUCGCCGCCGCCACCGUGAACGCGGAGCUGGCGCUGAAGGACAUCAUCAAGGCGACCAUCUCCAAGGCCUUCCCGCAGGUGCCGCUGCCGGAGCCACUCAUCACUCUCGGUAAGGUGAGCGAGUUUCAGUGCAACAAUGCCAUGGGCCUGGCCAAGGCGCUGUCCCAGCAGAAGCCACCCGUUAAGAUGAGCCCGCAGAUGGUUGGCGAGGAGCUCAAGAAGCACCUGCAAGACAGCGACAUCAUCGACGUGUUCGAGCCCACCUCGAAGGGUUUCAUUAACGUGAGCAUCCGCAAGGAGUGGAUCGCCAAGACUGUCAACGCGGUGCUCACGAACGGCAUCUGCCCGCCCGUUGUGGAGCGGCAAAAGGUGAUGGUGGACUUCUCCUCACCGAACAUCGCGAAGGAGAUGCACGUCGGCCACCUCCGCUCCACCAUCAUCGGCGAGUCGAUUUGCCGUUUGCUGGAGUUUUGCCAGCACGACGUCGCCCGCAUCAAUCACGUCGGCGACUGGGGCACGGCCUUCGGCAUGCUCAUUCUGUACAUCAAGCGCAACUACCCCGACUACACGACAAACCCGCCGGACAUUUCCGACCUCACCGGUUUCUACCGCGCCGCGAAGCAGUGCUUCGACGAGGAUCAGGAGUUCAAGGAGCAGGCCCGACUCGAGGUGGUGAAGCUGCAGGCGCUCGAGGAGGACUCGAUCCGCACGUGGAAGUUCAUCUGCGACGUCUCGCGCAAGGAGUUCAACGAGAUCUACGACCGUCUCGGCGUCACGAUCGAGGAGCGCGGCGAGAGCUUCUACAACCCGCUCAUCCCGAAGGUGCUGGCCCUGCUGGAGACAGCGGGGCAGAUCGAGGAGAGCGACGGCGCCAAGUUGAUCAUCAGCAAGGAGGAGCGCAAGAUAGACAGCCUGGACGCGCGCGACAUGACGAAGCUGGCGAGCCAGCACCUGGCGCUGACGACGCGCGAAGGCCCGUCCUUCCACCCGAACCUCAUCGCGGCCAUGAAGAAGGCCGGCAUCCUGACCGGGGAGGCGGGGGCGGAGGUGGUGGUGCUGUCCAAAAAGGAGACGAAACCGUGGAAUAAGUUUGACAUUCGCGUGGACCUUGACAAGCUCAUGGCGCAGCUUGCCCCUCUCUACAAGAAGCAGGUGGACCCCCUCUUCCUCGAGGUGUUCCAGAACGCCGGCAUUGUGAAGGGCGACAGCAUCCUCGUGCCGCGCUUCACGUUCCCGCUGAUGGUGGUGAAGAGCGACGGCGGCUACACCUACGACACGACCGAUGUGACGGCCACCUACCACCGCUUUGUCCUCUCCGCCAUGAACCGCGUGAUUUACUGCACGGACGUUGGCCAGUACGAGCACUUCCGCAUGUGCCUGCAGACCGCGAAGGACAUGGGCUGGAUGGAGCACGCCACGUGGGACCAUGCCGGCUUCGGUCUUGUAACAGGCGCGGACGGCAAGAAGAUUAAAACCCGCUCGGGCGAGACGGCGAAGCUGAAGGACCUGAUGGACGAGGCGGUAGAGCGCUCACUGACCAUCCUGAAGGAGCGCGAGGCCGGCGACCGCAACCAGGGCCACACAGAAGAGGAGAUGACGAACCUGUCGAACGUCAUUGGCAUUGGCGCCAUCAAGUACUUCGAUCUCAAGCAAACCCGCACCGGCGACUACGCCUUCAACUACGACAAGAUGCUCGACAUGUCCGGCAACACCGCCGUCUUCCUGCUCUACCAGUACGCCCGCAUGUGCUCCAUUAAGCGCAAGGCCGGCGUGUCGGACGCGGACCUGCUGCAGGUGAAGGAGAUCUCGCUCGACACCCCACAGGAGAAGAGCCUGGCCUUGUGCGCGCUGCGCUUCCAGUCGGUGGUCCUCAAGACCGCCGAGGACCUCUUCCCGCACCACCUGGCCGACUUCGCCUACGAACUCAUGUCUUGCUUCUCCGACUUCUUCCAGAACUGCCGCGUCAUCGACGAUCCGUUGCAGAACAGUCGCCUGUGCCUCGUGGAGCUGACCCGGAUUACCCUCCAGAAGACGCUCGAAAUCCUCAACAUUGAGACCGCCGAGCGCAUCUAA